Daldinia caldariorum is the source of this 4600-nucleotide messenger RNA. RefSeq names its product SAPS-domain-containing protein. The record is from RefSeq and is a predicted model, not a curated record. The coding region runs from base 398 to 3988 and encodes 1196 amino acids. Gene Ontology annotation, molecular function: protein phosphatase regulator activity; protein phosphatase binding. Lineage: Eukaryota; Fungi; Ascomycota; Sordariomycetes; Xylariales; Hypoxylaceae. The transcript is spliced from 4 exons. Gene Ontology annotation, cellular component: cytosol; nucleus.
AAAGAAAACCCUAUUGUUACCCAUCUAAUUUCGACCGGAUAGACCGACCGUCGGAAAAAUAAAACAAUCGAGAAAUUUCCUGCCUUGGCCGCACGUGGGAAUAGCCCACAUUACCUGUGCCGGUGACGAUAGGUACUACAUAGUACAAUUCAUUUCGCCCUUAUUUUUCCCCCGCGCGCCACCAAACUUGGAUCCGAUCCGAUCAGACCCGGGUAAAGGACAGGCUUUCGUAUGCCGAAUCCCACACCUUACACCCGUCGUCCAUCUUCAAUCGUACUUACAUCAACACACCUACCUCUAUUCUUACCAGUCCCAGUCCCAGUUUCAGUCCCAGUCCGGUGCCGGUGCAGCCCAGCUGGCGCAGUGACAUAGGGCCUCGCCCCAUUUACGAAUCGACAUGUUUUGGAGAUUUGGCGGUUACGCCAACAUCUCGACUAUCGAUACCAUUCUUGAUAAGCCCGAUUUCCAACUUGAGGAUUUACUUGACGAGAGUGAUCUUAUCCAAGAGCUAAAACAACACAACACUAAGCUCAUCGAGUAUUUACGCGAGACUCCUGUGCUUGAGAAACUCCUCGAAUAUGUUGUCACCCCGAAACUCGAACCCGUAGAAGCUCCCGAAGAGGAUACCAACGAAGAUGAGAAGAAGGGCAAGUCUAGAGGCCUGUCUUUCGGCCGCCCGCGUGCCUUGUCGAGAACAACCAGUGAUGGGAUCGAGGAGGACGAGGCGGAGAAGAAGCGGAACAGAUAUGCUUAUGUUGCUGCUGAGGUCCUCUCCUCCGAUAAUUGGUCCAUCUACGAAGCUCUGAUGGACAGCCGGCCGCUUCUGCGCAACUUUUGGAAUUUUCUUAGACAUCCGUCUCCCCUGGAUCCCCUUCAGGCGAGCUAUUUUACCAAAGUCAACGAAGCUUUGUUCGAUAAGAAGACUGAGGAGAUGCUGGAUCUCUUAAAGUCUAUGGAUGAUGCCGUCCCCAAUAUGCUACGCCACGUUGACUGCCCCAUGAUAAUGGAUCUCUUGCUUAAAAUUAUCAGUCUCGAGAGAAGUGAGAGUGGCCAGGGUAUAGUUGAGUGGCUCUACGCGAAAGAUGUCAUGCCAACAUUGCUCUCGUUUCUUGGGCCAGAGCACAGCCCUGCUACGCAGACAUCUGCCGGUGACUUCAUCAAAGCCAUCAUCACCGUCUCCGCCAAUGCUUCGCAGAACGAGCAGGCUUGCAUUGGCCCCAAUGAACUUACGCGCCAGCUGGUAUCCAAACCCUGCAUCCAGCAGCUUAUCGGAUAUAUGCUUGGUGGAGGAAAUCCCCUUACUGUUGGCGUAGGAAUUGUUAUUGAGGUCAUCCGCAAAAACAACUCCGAUUAUGAUCCGGAUGUUGGUCCUGACUCGAAUGCCAUGCCUUCCAGCCGCGAUCCCAUUUAUCUUGGUACUCUGCUUCGGCUCUUCGCAGAAAAUGUCCCUUCCUUCAUGACUAAGAUUCUCAAUGCUCCAGCCUCCUCUCAGAAGAAACAACUGGAUUCCACGUUUGGGGAGAAGAUCGAGCCUCUUGGUUUUGAUCGGUUCAAGACUUGUGAGCUCAUGGCCGAACUUCUCCACUGUAGUAACAUGGCACUCCUAAAUGAAGUUGGUUCAGAGCAAUUAAUAGCUCUCCGAGAUGAAGAGCGUCAGCGGUUACGAGCUGAGGGCCGACUAGGAAACAACCGCGGCGAGGAGGUGCAAUCAUCAGAGGAUCUAACUAUGCGGAUGCGUCACUCCUCUCCUGACGAUGGCCGCCGUCUGGAGAUCACAAACGCUUCAGAUGACGAUGGAUUUGAAGAAGUUGUCCCAGCAGGCGAGAUGACUGAGGAUACAUCGCAUGAAUUUGUCAAAGCAGAGGACGAAAUCCCCACCGGGCCAGUCUCUUCUUUUCUCGACAGGGAAGAUGACGAUUUUGUAGAAGAGCCUCUUAGCUCUCCAAGAUUGAACAUCCAUGAUAGUAAACUCAAUGAGCAACAAUUCGAAAAUCCUGAGCUCAUGGUCGCACCCCUUUCUCCCAAGAAGCCGCCAGUUACUCUGCAAUCAGUACAAGAGGGCCUUGCCGUUCCAACAGUUGAUUCACAGCCGACCCAAGCCGCUCAAACGGGUACUGGGCAGCAGCAAAUAGAGCGAACAGACAAGGAACAUAAGGAUGAUGGGCCUUCUAAGUUAGUGGAUGCCCAAGUAUCAGAGUUGAAAGACGCGCCUAAGGAGCCUCCUACAAACAGUUCCGAGACGGCAGAAAAACCUGCUACUUCAACAUUACAGGGAGAGGACAAAUCGCCCUCAACGCCAUCCGCUGAGAAGUCUGUUAUAAAUGAUACGCCUACAGAAAAUAAACCAAGUGGGUCUUUACAAACAGAGUCCGGAAAUGUAGGCAGUGCUCCUACCGUUCAAUCAAGUGAAUCGAUCGGCGCUCGAGCUCAUCAACCUGAGGCAGUUCUGCCCGGAAGUAGGGAGCAACGCCUUGAUCCCGUGGUUGGUGAUUAUCUCAAAAUGCAAUUUGUUGAGUACCAAGUUGUGCCAACGAUACUGUCCUUCUUUUUCAAGUAUCCCUGGAAUAAUUUCCUCCACAACGUUGUUUACGACAUCGUCCAACAAGUAUUCAAUGGCCCUAUGGAUCGCAGUUAUAACCCUACUCUAGCAAUUUCACUAUUCGAAGCUGCUGAUAUUACUAACGCUAUCAUCAGCGGUCAGAGAUCUAGCGAGCAGUCCCAAGCCCGAAAUAAAACUCGGAUGGGUUAUAUGGGCCACCUAACGCUUAUUGCUGAAGAGGUCGUCAAAUUCACAGAGCGGAAUCCACCAGAGCUCCUCUCGGAGCUCGUCUUGGAUCGCGUUAUGAGCCAGGAUUGGAUUAAUUAUGUCGAGGGUGCCCUUGCAGAAACAAGGGAAAGAGACAAUGCUAUUCUUGGUGGAGUCAGACCGGAAGUUGCUAUGAGUAAUAGGACGCAGAUGGGCGGUAAUAGUCUAGGUGGUAUGGGCUUAUCAAGUCUGGGACUGGGUGGCGGACAGGGUGGUGGCUCCAACGCGCUUGCUGAGGCAGGAUUAAACGGUGCUGGGAACGGUAUGGAAAUGCAGGAUAAUGGUAGCGGAAGCAGCAUCGGACCUUUCAGUAUAAGCUCUGGCUUGCUAUCGGGAUCUGGGUUCGGCAGUUCGAGUGAUGAGGAAGAUGAGGGUGAAGAUAAUGAAGAGGACGUUAAUAACGAGUUCCGAGCGUACACGGAUUCACUAAAUGCGACCUCUUCGACAUCAAUGGACCCCCCUUCUGUCCCGCCGCCUCCGCCGCCGCCGCCGCCACUAAACAUUCCUCCGUCGCGCGCACGUCUACAACUAGCUGCAAGGCUUGCGAUGCACCAGAAGAACUCAGCUGGCUCAUCGGCUCAGUCAGAGGGGCCGGAUAGUAAUCAAGAAUCUAACCAAACUGUGGCAGAUAGGGAGUCUGACAGCAUCCUCCGCAAUCCUUUUGAGGAUGACGGAGAGGAUGACGUAGAUGAUGAAAGCGACGACGGCCUUGCUGGAGAUGAUAACAACGCGGAGUCUUGGGGUACGGGCGCAUCCAGAGGCAGCUGGUGGCGAGGAGCUUUAGGCCGAGGUAAGGAAAGGUUUGGGGACGGCAGGGACGAUUCCGACUCAGACAAGGACGAGGCUGCCGGGGGCGAGGAUGAGGACGAAGAAUUUGGCGAUUUUGCGAUGCCUGAGGUUGACAAGGACGGGAGCAACGACAAGGGCGGAGUAAUCGUAAAGCCGCUCCCAGUUCACCCGCCGCCUCAGAAUCAGAAAGCGUCGGCUUUUACCAGCCUCUGGCCGUUCGGGUCAAAGGAUAAAGAAAAACAAAAAGCCAAAGAUAACGAAACAUCAGGGGAAAAUUCGGGCGAGGUCACAGAUGAGAUUACGGGCGAUGAUGGUGAAAAGAUCAAGAGCACACACGAAGCAACUAGGAGAACAAGUAUUGAAGACCCCGACGAUGAGGAGGUGGUCGUUUAGGAGCCGGCGUCCGAAGCGAGCGAGGCUCUUCACGAUGGCUUUGUCAAUGUUCCUAGUGGCUCACAUGGAUGAUACCCCGUAAUCAAUAUUGCGAAGACGAUGGUUCCAAUAGAGACGCGGGCCGUACCUUUACCACGCGAUAAAUGGGAUAUGGCAACGAGGAUUAUCAGGCGCGUUUGUAUUAUAUGUGGUUUUUUUAAGAAAUGGCUGUUCGCAUGUUUCACGGUUUUCCAUCCUGUACAAUAAUAACUAAGUCCGGAAUGGUACGAGAUUAUGGAUCAUAUUCCCAUUUGAUACGUCUUAUGAAAGUAGAUGCAAGAAAACCUUAUUACCUGUCAUAGUUAAAGGGUUUCUCGGGUCUUGAUAUUGGGAGAUCGGGUUGGCCGGACUUUGUUCUCCAACCGGGGCUGAGGAAUGGAUAAAGCAUGUCUUAUGAUGGAUGUCAUGUAGUGUCACGCAAAGAGAUGUUGGCAUGUCAGGCUUAUACGGAUUUACCAGCACGCACACUGGAUGACACGGACCAAGUAGAUCAAGCAAGGCAUGAUAAGGUAAGGCACACAUUAGGUAACUUAGGUACUACAGUAGUUUUUAAAUAGAUAGUAGAUAAUUGUA